Messenger RNA from Neomonachus schauinslandi (Hawaiian monk seal), 1185 nucleotides. RefSeq names its product transmembrane p24 trafficking protein 3 (gene TMED3). The transcript has 3 exons. Lineage: Eukaryota; Metazoa; Chordata; Mammalia; Carnivora; Phocidae. Gene Ontology annotation, cellular component: endoplasmic reticulum; endoplasmic reticulum-Golgi intermediate compartment; Golgi apparatus. The record is from RefSeq and is a predicted model, not a curated record. Bases 69 to 725 code for a protein of 218 amino acids. Gene Ontology annotation, biological process: intracellular protein transport; Golgi organization; endoplasmic reticulum to Golgi vesicle-mediated transport.
GCGUGCCCCGCCUCCCUUCGCCGCCGCCGCCGCCGGGCGGGGACCCGACAGGAGCGGAGCGGAGCGCCAUGGGCCGCGCGGGCUCGCACCCCGCCUCCGCCCGGCUGCUGCUGCUGCUGGUGCUGCUCCGGGCCGAGCGGCUGCCGGGCGCCGAGCUCACCUUCGAGCUGCCCGACAGCGCCAAGCAGUGCUUCCACGAGGACGUGGAGCGGGGCGCCAGGUUCUCCCUGGACUACCAGGUCAUCACCGGAGGCCACUACGACGUGGACUGCUACGUGGAGGACCCCCUGGGGAACACCAUCUACCGGGAGACCAAGAAGCAGUAUGACAGCUUCACGCACCAGGCUGAGGUCAAGGGCGUUUAUCAGUUUUGCUUCAGUAAUGAGUUUUCCACCUUCUCUCACAAGACCGUCUACUUUGACUUUCAAGUGGGCGACGAGCCCCCCAUUCUCCCAGACAUGGGGAACAGGGUCACAGCUCUCACCCAGAUGGAGUCCGCCUGUGUGACCAUCCACGAGGCCCUGAAGACGGUUAUUGACUCCCAGACGCAUUACCGGCUCCGCGAGGCGCAGGACCGGGCCCGGGCCGAAGACCUCAGCAGCCGGGUCUCGUGCUGGUCCGUCGGCGAGGUGAUCGCCCUGCUGGUGGUCAGUUUCAGCCAGGUGCUGCUGCUGAAGGCCUUCUUCACGGAGAAGCGAGCCAGCCCGCAGGCGCUGCACUCCUAGGCCCCGGCUCCUGCCCCCAGGCCCCUGCUGGGCCCGAGGGCCACCCUGGGGUGGGGCUGAGCCCCUGGGGUGGUACCCAGCUGCUUACUCCUCGAGCCCUGCGGCCGGCGAUCUGGAGGCAGCUAGCCGCAUUAUGUGGGUCACACCGAGAAAAGCGGACAGUCAGGCCCUGACUGUGGGGGGCCCGGGGUCUGGCCGCAGGGGAAGCCUAGGUGCCCCGGCCUCGUGGGGCGGCUACCUCUGCUCCACGGUGCAUGGGUCGUUGGGCUCGGGUGUGUCCCGCCCUCUGUGGAGGAGCGGGGGGCAGUCGGCUGGCUUGUCUCCUGGAGCUCUCUAUCUGCCGGAGACGCGCCCCGAAGCGGCUUUGCAGAGAGGUGGCGUCCUCCGUGGAGGGUGCCCGUGGUGAGCCGUGUGUCUCCCGGAGGCAGCACUCUGGUUAAUAAAAGCUAAGCAGGAGCAC